Meloidogyne enterolobii is the source of this 504-nucleotide messenger RNA. The record is from the annotation of a GenBank genome assembly. Lineage: Eukaryota; Metazoa; Nematoda; Chromadorea; Rhabditida; Meloidogynidae.
AUGAUUUUACAUGAAAUUGGUGUUGAAAAUAUUGAUGAUGAAUUUCAAUUUAGCAACCAAAACUAUUUGAAACAAAUUCUCGGCAAUUUAGCAGCAGAUUCUUCAAAAAAUCGAGCAAAAAGAGACAAAAAACUUCAAAAAUUAACUUUUCGACAUAUUAAUGAUGUUAUUUGUAAUGAAAAACUUGAACAAUUAUCUAUUCGUUUUAAUAAACGGGAAACUUUGGAUAUACAAAAAUGUCAUCAAAAAUUAUUAUAUGAUUUACUUUGUCAAUUAUUGAAGAGCGAUUUAAAUGGACAUUUAACCAAAAAUUUAGUAUUGAGAGAACUUUUUGAUCUUGGGCCUGUUGUGUCGAUUGAAGAACCUGUGAAAAUGAGCAAGUCGCAAAAGAUUGAACGACUAGUCCAAUUUGGUGAACAAAAGAAACAAAUGAAUAUUAACAGAUCAAAAGGUAGAGCAAAAAAGAAUGAUCACAAACAUGCAUUAAUUGAAUAUGAAGAUUGA